AUGUUGUCCCGACAGACUGGUAACGAACGCCACUGGCAUGCUCGAGGUCGGGCUCUGUUUCUUGAAGUACGAUCACGGCAUGAUGCCGCCAGCGCUUCGCACCGUAUCAAAGGCGAAGACGUCGCCAUGGUCGCCUAA
Molecule: messenger RNA, 138 nt
Organism: Colletotrichum orchidophilum
Lineage: Eukaryota; Fungi; Ascomycota; Sordariomycetes; Glomerellales; Glomerellaceae
Exons: 1
Coding region: 1-138 (45 amino acids)
Source: RefSeq, a predicted model, not a curated record